AUGGGCCUCGCAUCCAUCCAUCCAUCGCAGCGGCGCUUUUCUUGUGAGGUCUGCAGGAGACAAAAGUCGAAAUGUCAACGCAUACAGCGAAACGACCCUAAAUGUGCCCGGUGUACGCUCCUCGGGGUAGAGUGCACUACCGGACAACAGAAGAAAGUCGGAAGGCCGAAGCAGGCGUCAGUUUCCGCCCAAAAGGCUCCGGGUUCCAAGUCAAGAUCAACAGCCAAAGAGUCUCGAACUAAACCACUUGGUCGGCAGAGCCAGCAGAGCCAGCAAAACCCUCCUGGAGAGCUCCAGGUGUCUCCUUCAUUCCUGACCUUGCCAGUACCAGCUCUGUCUCUGGGAACGGCGGAUGCUGCAUCAGCAUGGCCAACCAUUGGAACGAAUUAUACCCAUCAGGACUCGCUCAACUGGGAUAUUGCCAAUGUUUUUGAUGACAGUUCUCCCUUGUCCAACUUGGAUUCGGCCUUGAACGUGAUAACCGCAGAUACGCAAUUGCUUGAUACGGCCGACAACAACAUCUAUUUUGCUCCACCGGGACCAGAAAGUGCCAUGGGCGGUAUUGACAGCUCAGACGCCAUGGCCAAACUUUCCCAGAUCAACCUCGACUUACACAUCCGCGUCGUCGCGGCUACCGACAUGAACAGGACGAUCCUAGGCUUGAAUGACCUCCUGUAUCAAGAAAGCCCGUUGUUUAUCGACAAUUAUACGGUGGCCGAGCUCAUGCUCAAGACAUCACAGGAUUUUCUGCAGAUACUGACGCAGCUCCUCAACAGCCAGCAACGUCUACAAUCCUACCAGAAUUCCCACCACAGUUCGACCUCGACCUUUUCUUUCGUCUCCCCCUCACAACCAUUGUUCGCCCCUCUCGCCUUAACCAUCACAAGCAUCUUCACCCAGCUCAUUUUCCUCUGUGAACUGUAUCUCGAGCACUUAACCACCCGCAUCGAGAGACUCUCCGCCGACCCCAUCGCCCCAAUCCCAGGCAUCACAUUUGGUGGGUUGCCCCUGGCAGAACCAUGCAUGCAGGGGAUGUUCUUCUCCAACUUCGUUGUCCAUCUGCUGGAAAGAAUGGAGAGGGCUCUGGGCAUCAGCGAGAUCUCUGGAGGAGGGGGUUUACUAUCGGCCAGACAAAUUGAUGUGCUUUGGAGUGAGUUGGACGGGGGAGCUGGUGUCUCUCCUGGUCAUGGCGCCUUACGGCCUGGCCAGGUGAAGAAGGGGCUUGGAAGGGUGGCUAGACAGCUUGCCUUGGUAAAUAAGUGGUUGCAUUCAUAG
Molecule: messenger RNA, 1275 nt
Organism: Aspergillus puulaauensis
Lineage: Eukaryota; Fungi; Ascomycota; Eurotiomycetes; Eurotiales; Aspergillaceae
Product: Zn(II)2Cys6 transcription factor domain-containing protein
Exons: 1
Coding region: 1-1275 (424 amino acids)
Biological process (GO): regulation of DNA-templated transcription
Cellular component (GO): nucleus
Molecular function (GO): transcription cis-regulatory region binding; DNA-binding transcription factor activity, RNA polymerase II-specific; zinc ion binding
Source: RefSeq, a predicted model, not a curated record